Molecule: messenger RNA, 8077 nt
Organism: Somion occarium
Lineage: Eukaryota; Fungi; Basidiomycota; Agaricomycetes; Polyporales; Cerrenaceae
Source: the annotation of a GenBank genome assembly
AAGACAGUCGGUCUAUCAAGUAGAGACCGGGCAUUAUCGAAGCCUCCCUGAGAGCCACUGUCUCCAGACUGGGUGAAUACAGGCGAUUGACAUCAGGGAUCCCCUCCAAGCCCCGCAAGUGUUUCGAGCUAUACAACCUGAGAUCUGAGAGACCCUCCUCUCAGACCUCAGACGACGGACCCAAUUUUCGGGCAGACCGGGAUCGGGAAUUAGCGAGGGUCCUGAGUUAACGCCGAAUAUUUUUGGCACAAUACAACAUAUCAACAUCAGUACUGCCGCUUGUGAACUCAGGUGUUUCAAUAUUGAACCUUGAACCAGUGGAACCCUGACCGGCCCCCACUGCGAUGAAAAGUGUUCGGGUCACAAAAUCUUUCUCAGCCAGGUCUGAUGCUGUAGAAGACUGUAGCUGGAGACCGUGGGCGAAACAGAACCAGAACAAGUACUACCGGUCUUCUACGCUCAUACGGGGCACAGGAAAAAUUCAUAGGAUAGGUCCAUAAUGGUGCAUAUUCACAUUGUGAACCUGGAUCCCUCAUUCGAUAGGAGUUGGCCUUGAUCCUGCUGAUAGCUUUAUGUGCAGUGGCGGCAUCCUUCCAGGACAUUUGGGUCUUUGGCGGCCGAACCCAAACGUUUUGCAACCUUUAUCGACUGCUCUAAACACAACUAUGAGUCUUGGCGCAGGAGCCCCUCGUGACCCUAUUGCUUUAGUUGGCAUAGCCGCUCAACUUCCCGGCGGGGAUUCUUCCAAUUGCAACCUCGAUCAUGUAGCCUUCUUUGAGUUUCUAAUGAAGGAAGGUCAGUCGUAUGAACGAAUCCCCCUAGAACGCUUCAACGUCAUGGAAUUGCAAGGCUCACAACCUGGGCGGAUUGUCGCGAAUCGAGCCUCAUUUCUCAAAAACAUCGAUGACUUUGACUAUCUGGAAUUCGGUAUCACAAGCAAGGACGCUCGCGCUAUGUCCGUUAGCACUCGUAAAUUGAUCGAGUUAUCAUUUAUCGCUCUCUUCGACUCGGGCAUUGACUAUCGAGGCCGCAACGUUGGCUGCUUCGCAUCUGGAAUCGUACAUGACGUACUAGGUUUGGGUGACAUGGAUGAAUUCGAAGCUCGAGGAUCGUUUGCCGGGAUACCUACCCAGAUAGCCAACAAGAUUUCAUAUCACCUGGACUUGGUCGGACCCUCUGUACCAACAGACACAGCUUGUAGCUCCACUCUUACUGCUAUGCAUCUCGCCGUGCAAUCCAUACGUGCCGGCGAUUGCGAAGCUGCUGUAGUGGGUGGAUGCCAGCUCAACCAGAGAUUCUUGGAUUUCGUGCAGUACACCCAAGGGGGAGUACUUGCUCCGGAUGGAAAAUGCAAGCCUUUCGACGCUUCUGCUGACGGGUUUUCUCGCAGCGAAGCUGCUGUAGUGGUAGUAAUUAAACCCCUUGAAGAUGCCAUGCGAGACGGAGAUAAGGUCUACGCUACUAUUCUUGGAACAGGUAUCAAUUCAACGGGUUCCGCUGCUCCGGAAAAUGCGCCCGUAGGUCUCGCACAAGAAGAUGCAAUGAGCAGGGCGUACAAGCAAGCUGGCCGCCAGCCGGCAGAAGUGGAUUAUAUAGAGAUGCAUGCUACAGGGACUGCGCUGGGAGACCCCACAGAGGCGAAUUGGGUCGGCCGAGGUUUCAAGAGGGAUGUCUUUGACGACAGUCCUAUACUCGUGGGGAGUGUUAAAGGUAAUAUCGAACAUACCGAAAUCGCUGCCUUCCUGACUUCGCUCUGCAAAGUUAUUGGCGUCUUCGAGAACGGUGUCAUUCCUCCAAACGUUAAUUUGCAACGCCUCAAUCCCGCCAUCCGCUGGGAAGAAUAUAAACUGCAUGCACCUGUCACUGCUACACCAUUGCCGACGCAUGGAAAGCACGGAAGGUCUUUGAUUUCGAUCGCGAGCUCUGGAAUUGGCGGCUCAAAUGGUCACUGUGUAAUCGAAGCACCCCCUCGACGAGUUGUUCAUGAUUUCAAAGGCUCUUUCAAAAGCAUGCCUGUUCUCUUGGUGGUUGGGGGGCUCUCGCCUCGUGCGAUUACAGUGUUAUGUGACUCGAUUUCGAUGUUAGUAAAAGAACAUCCGUCGGAAGCCGCAGCCCUGUCAGUAAAUUUGGGCAGACGGGUACGACAGAUGACUUGGCGGAGCUUUGCCGUUGUCGACCCAACAGCGGAUGAUAAGAUAACAUUUACCCAACCGCUUCUGACCACUCGAACCAAACCUGGGCUUGGAUUCGUUUUCUCAGGUCAGGGUCCUCAGCAUCUUCACAUGGGCCGGCAACUGUUUCGGGACUUUUCUGUAUUCCGAGAAAGUGUUCUGGCAAUGGAUGCUGUCUAUACCAAAGUGGUUGGCACUUCUCUCAUCAAGUCGACGGGGCUCUUCGAUACCACAGGCGGCGACUCAGCCUUGCCGGACAUAUGGCCCAUCAAUAUUAUUCUGCCCUCCAUUGCUAUCAUCCAGGUCGCGCUCAUUGAUCUUUUGAGGUCAUUCAGUAUUGCAGCUGACUUUGUUCUGGGUCAUUCUGCUGGAGAGACCGCAAUGUUAUACGCAUGUGGUGCCGCUUCAAGGGAGAUGACAGUGGAACUCUCGAUUGCCAGAGGGCAGGCACUUGCAUUAACAGAAUUGCUGGGUGCUACUAUGGCGGCACUCUCGUGUGGGCCAUCGAAAGCCGAGGAGCUUCUAUCGAAAGUCCUCUCAAAGCAUCCACGCGGGACUCUAGAGAUCGCAUGUUACAACACGGAUGAAGCGGUCACCGUUGCGGGCUCUGUCAAGCUGAUCGAGGAACUCAUCCAUCUGUGCAAGUCAGAGAGCAUUUCUGCUCAAAGGUUGAGAACCAACGUUGCAGUCCAUUCUUCAGCGAUGGAUCACUGCGAAGCUCAGUUCCGGUCGUUCAUUAAUGACGUCUUUGAUAGGCACACAGGCGGUUUCCUGGAGCCAAAUGGUGUACAAGCAUACUCCACUGUUUCUGGCAAGAGAUUCGACGACACAUUCAAUGCAGAGUACUUCUGGAAGAACACUCGCCAACCGGUCCUUUUCUCUAAUGCUAUGGAGGCAAUAGUCAACGAUUACGCUGACAGGCCCGUCACUAUCAUAGAGAUCGGCGCACAUCCGGUAUUGUCCUCGUACAUCUCUUCCUUCAGACCAGACAACAUGACUGUCCUUUGUCCAAUGCGUCGUACCAAAACAAUCACUCUCUAUCACGAAUGUAGCAUUCUCCUUCGAGCCAUCGGUGGACUUGUAACAGCUGGUCACAAUAUCGUUCACUUCUCUGCGCUCAACGGCAACAUCGAUCACCUUCUUUCAUUUACUCUUCCAUCUUAUCCAUUUCUACCAAGGCAUGUGCCGUUGUUUUCCAAAUGGAUGGGCCAACAAAAGGUCCUCAGUGGUUGUAAUGGGCCUUUGAAUCACCGACGACUCAGGAUGAACUUUGCUACUCACCCAGACCUCGCGCAACAUGUCAUGAACGGAGAACCUAUUGUGCCUGCUACAGGUUUCCUCGAAAUGGCGAUAGAGUUCGGAGCGACGGUCCUGUGGAAUGUCAAAUUUCACUCUUUCCUAUCGCUAUCUCAAGACGAACCCAUACCCGUUAGUGUCACUCUGCAGGGCACACAUUGGACUGUCUCUAGUGCGACUAGUGUGGACCCAGCCAAGACAACGCGACUGCAUGCGGAAGGGCAUCUCUCUCUCGAUUCCUUUUCACAUCAUCAAACGCCUGUCGACAUCCCUGCAAUUCGAGAACGAUGUCAGGAAGUCAACACCAACGGGUUUUACGAUGAUCUACGAUAUUUUGCUCAAUACGGACCGUGUUUCCAAUUGAUCAAGCGAUUCCAUCGUGGAAAUGAAGAAUUUUUGGUCGAGGUAGAUGCCGGGCGGGAUAAUCUUCCCAGUGUUGAUGGCUAUCGCAAGCAGUACCGACUCGAUCCCGCCAUUUUGGAUGCCUGUCUUCAUGUCAUCGUCCAUCCCCUAAUCACCGGUACCACGGAUCCGUCGGCGUAUUACCUCCCAUCCGGAUGUGGUCGGCUGUUUUUAUACAAUACCGCUGAACUAUUCACGGAUCGUCUGUUUGCCUAUGGUUGCAACGGAAAGUGGACGCCAGAAACGAUUUCGUACGAUAUCCUUAUUGUGAACUCUGAGAACACGCCGAUAUGUACGUUCCGAGAGAUGACAGUCUCGCUUCAUGCCCCAAUCAAGGAGAUCGCGAAACGUUACGACAUGAUCUACGAGCCUAUUGCAUCACUCAAAAUUCCAGAUGCAUGUAUGGUCGAUAGCGAACGCUCGUUGAGUGUUUUUCCGCAUUCAUUACAGGAGAGCUUUAGAAGAUCACUUUGUCUCACGUUUCAACCCGGGGAAGAGUGCCACUCAGUUCAAAGAGCACUCAGGAGGGCAGAUCUCACCAACCUCUCUGGUUUGUGGAUAUUUGCCAGUACUGGUUAUUGUGCUGGAGCGGCAGCAGGAUUUUCUCGGGCACUUCGUCGCGAAGUCAUGUGCCCUGUCCGCCUGGUGGCGUUCGAAAUAGACUGGGCAGAAGACCAUAAAGAACUCAUCGCUAUGCAUCUCCUAGCAUCGGGUAUCAAAGAGGAGGAAGUCGUUGUAACACCAGUUGGUGUUGUUCUGGUGCCCCGCUUACGUCCUAUGGAUGCACCACGCGCUACUGUUCCUUUUGAUCCCAGCGCGCGUUGGUGCCUUGAGAAUACCAACGGUGGAAUGUCUCUCAUACAUGCUUCAAUGCCGAUUCUCAAUUCUAAUGAGGUUCGCAUACGCAUCCAACGUGUAUUUCACAACUCACAGGAGACCAGAAUGUGGAGCUUCGUAGGCUGCACAGACGCCGGGGCUUCUGUGGUUGCUAUCACAGGUAGUUUGCUCAGUAACGUCGUCUCCACUCCGAGAGGUCACAUCCUCGCUGUUCCUCAUGACUAUCCAUUACCCUUGGAACAGGUUGCGAUAUAUGCCAUCCCAGCUGUCAUCCUAUCCCUAACGUUUGAAUCGCGUGCGCAAGAACCAGAAAGCCUAAAGGGUGUCACAGUUUUGCUGACACAUGCCGAUACUGUCCUUGGUUCACUCUUGACCGAGCUGUUGCAGCGUUCCGGGGUACAUCUUCACCGCCUCGAUCGUACCGCUCCACUCUCGGAUGUAUUGAAUAUCAAGCAAAAGCAUUUCGACUUUGUCAUAAGUGGACACACCAACCCCGCCAUAUGCGAUGUUAUCCAUAAUCUCUACGCAACAGCAGAGUCGUUAUGCUUCUGGAAUAGUGAGAUGGAUGGCCUUCACAGUCUUCUGCACAAAAGGCAACAUCUGAUCAGCCGCGCUUUACAAUCGGCCAUGCAAUGGUUGCCUUUCACUCCUUCAUCGACUGUUGACUGCCCCAUGGUCGAUGCUAUUUUCAUCCAUCAUCAGUCGUCCAAUGUCUUGCCCGAUCGAAGUCUUUUGUUCUAUUCCAACAAAGCUUACCUGUUAAUCGGGGGCAUUGGCAGCCUCGGCUUGCAAAUUGCGUCAUGGAUGUACGAGAAUGGCGCUCGCUAUCUCAUCCUAACUUCCCGUUCUGGUCGCGAUUCACUUGUGCGAGCGACUAACAUGCCAGCAUUAAGAACACUGAAGUAUCUGGAGGGAUUGUCCGACUUGACUCUUGUCUUGUCAUCUUCUGACGCCGCCAAUGUAGACGACACUCGCAAACUCAUCGAUACCCUCGCGGUUCCUGUGGCAGGCUGUAUGCUUCUAGCAGCAGUACUUGAAGACAAACCCUUUGAUACACAAACACAAGAAAGCUUUUCGCGCGUUUUUGCUUCAAAGAUUGGGGCGUACAACGCCUUGAACCAAGCUUUGGAUGUCAGCAAACUUGACUUUCUGAUCGGCUUCACUUCGAUAUCAGGAAUGUUUGGUAACGCGGGUCAAACCAACUAUGCUAGCGCGAACACCGCACUCGAGUUCUUGCUUCAACAACAUGAUAAUGCGUUCUGCAUUGUUACACCGAUGAUACUAGACACUUCUAUUGCUUUCGGUGACAUAACGGAAAGGACAGCUCGAAACACGAAAGUGCGUCAUAUCGCUGAAUGGGGAGUUUCAUCCAGAGAUUUGUGUAGGUUUAUUCAAGACGGACUUCGUAAACUGAAGGAUGGGGCAUUUUCGCUCUAUGUCCCAGAUAUGAAUUGGCACUCAAUACGUAAUCGAAUGGGUGUCUCUCCGUUUUUCGCACACCUGGUACCCCAGGACACAGGGCCUCACGCAGAUUCUGUCCAAGCUAGUUCACCAUCAGAAUCAGUGCUUCAGGUUCUCCUCAACGCAUUAGAACUGUCGGUGGAGGAUUUCUCUCCUGAAGUUCCUCUGACAGCUUACGGAUUGGAUUCACUCUCUGCCCAACGCGUCGUUUCGAUGCUUCGACCUCUUGUACGUAUAACCCAACUUCAGCUCUUAGCUGACAUGACCUUCAACGACAUCAUUACACGAAUAAAUUCAUCUCCUCCGGCGACCGUUGAAAUGUCCCCCGAGUCGUUCUCCAUUGACUGGGAAGAAGUGGCUAGUUCUGACAAACUCAUUGUCAAACUGCGAGACGGGGAUGGAGUACCCAUCUUUCUAAUCCCUGGAACCUCCGGUAGAGUCGAUAUAUUCACUCAUAUCAGCGAUGAGUUCACUUCACCGGUGUACGGCAUUCAAAUGACGUCUACCACUCCCGAAACUCUCCCGAAACUUGCAGAAUUUUACUUUAUGAACAUCAAGACUACCCAGCCUCGUGGACCGUACCGUCUUGGUGCCUUCUGUGGUGGUAGCAUCACCCUCUUUCUCUUGGCCGAGAAAAUUCUCCAAGCUGGAGACGAUAUUCAGCAAAUGGCCUUGAUCGAUGGUUUUCCUAUGUUCUAUGCGUCUCCUGUUUGGGAGAUUGAUCAGAUUACCGUACAUGAAGGAAAGGCAAGCGAGGAUUUGGAACGACGCAGCAUUGACUUCCUCAUUGACCUUUAUCUCAACGAGCCAUCCUCUGUAGUUGGGCACAACUACACGCGCGUUGCAGAGGAGACGAAAAAGGCAAUGAAUGGGGAGAGGGUUGGUCCCGCUAUGAGAGACAGGUUUAGGAACAUAAUGCAUUCGGUUCGGGCACACGGCAAGUUCAUGACGCGUUUCGCAAACUCGUCCGAAACAUUCGAUGCUCGUCUAGUGCGACAGCGAUUGGCCGACUGGAUAUCCACCUUUAAAUUUCCGAUCACCCUCUACUUGGCAUCCCACGGAUUGCGAAGCCUUUAUCCCCGUCAGAGUUCAGAAUGGGAUAACCUAGGCCUGGAACUGUGCAAGUUGAACCUAUCUGUCAAGUUUUUCUCGUCCGGCCAUUUCGAGUUGUUGUCCAACAAGGAGUUCAUAUCCCAGUUAGAUCGGGAUGGUCGUUUGAGCGAGGGAUGAUCAUUCAAUCAGAAAUGUUGUUGGUAUGUAUUAGAAACUACCCCGAAACAUCCUGAACGGUUGCUAGGGUGCCAGAAAUGACUGUCUUCUACCCAGUCUUUUUCGUUCGCUAGUGGCAAAUACAGUUCCCUAAGGGCCCGCAAAGAAUGAUUGAAUUAAAAUUUAAUUCUCACAAAUUCUACUCUACCCUUGUGUCCCGAAUCACAUCCUUCCAUUCAUCAACAACGUUUAACAAUACCUUGCAUUUAUUCCGUAUCGCUUCUUCCGCUUCAAUACUCAAUGGCAAGUACAAAGGCCAUGGCUUUCCAGCAGCACGACCUUCCCCACGAACAACAUCGACAAGAAUCUCCAUAGCUUUGACCGGAUCGUUGGGUUGCUUCCCGUCAAACCAUUUAACUUGUUGAUCUGUCCGUUCCCUAGCUUCGUCGUAUUCGGGUAUAUUGUUGUGCGUGCUCAUGGGUAGGGACAGCAUCCCCUCCGUCCUGAAUGGACCGGGCUCUGCAAUGAGAACUCGGAUGGAAAACGGGGCCACCUCUACAGCCAGGGUCUCUCCGAGAACUACAAAGCAGCCAUAUAUGAAGUGAAUUGUCUGGAAUCAGGUCUAAGGAUCAACAUGCCUCGUACAGCCGCUUUAGACGCCGAGUAAUGACCUACGACAAAGAUAAGAAUGUCCUUCUGAU